UAUCUGUAAAUGGAAUUUUAAAAAAGGAUAGAGUUAUGCUUCUUACUUAACUAUUGCUCAUGGAUGUAAAAACACGUUGACAACUCUAAUGAUAAGAUGGCGAGCUAGUAUGUUGAUGGUUAUUUUAAGAUUAUUUUUAACCUGAGUGUAGGAAGACUUUUAAUUUAAUAAACUAAUAAUUUAUUCAUGUUAUUCGACCUUUUCAUUAAUGUGCCAUGAACCCAUUUGAUUCAACGAUCGAAUCUAUCCCAGAGAUUUCUAAGAUUUUUGAUGAAGACUGCAAUUGUACUGCUAUUGAUAAAACUAUCGGGGAAUUUUGCGGCGAAACUGAAACUUUAAGAAUUAUCAAUGAGUUUCAAAAAUUAUACGAAACUCGUAUUGAAAAUGUUGAUCGAGAGUUCGAAAAUGAAUUUGAUCAAGUUUGUAUGAAAUUAGAAAUAUCAAAAGAAUGGAUAAAAAAUUUAAAAGAGCAAAAUGUUAUGCUAGUACAAGUAGUAGAGGAUUUAGAGCAAGCUGCUUGUAAUAGAGUUAAAUUAUUGGAACAAAAAUUAAAACAUUCAUCAGUGUUAGUUUCUGGGAAUAUGUCAAAGUCAAUGAAUACAGAAAUGACUAUACAUACACUUUCAAAUCGUGUAAGUAUCUUAGAAAAAGAUGAAAAAUAUAUGCAACAAAAAAUAGAAUUUCUUCAAAGUGAUAUCAGAGGAUUAUUAGAACUAAUACGACGUGCAGUGCAAGAAAAUCAUUGGAAUUUAGAUGAUAUAAAAUUCUUUGAAAUUCAACCUAGUGAUAUACCUGUCCCCACUAACUGUACCUGUGAUCAGGGAGAUAUAAGUCAUAAAAAGAUGCAGUCCUUAAAAUUGCAAAUCAAACAUCUUCAAGAAAAUGAAAAAAGAAUGAUUGUAUAUCAAAAAGAGUUAGAGGAUAAAUUAAUAGAUCUUAAUGCAAAAUUGCAAACAAAAGAAGAUACUGUUAAAGCAUGUGUUUCUCAAUUUCAAAAUCUUAGUGACAAUCUUAGAAAACAUGUUAAAUUUACUGAGCAAAUUGCAUGUAGCUCAUUUAUAGUAAAUGAUCAAGAACCUGUUGAUAUCUUUAAAACUUUUGUUGCUAUCCAGAUUAUGUUAGUGGCUGGUAUUGUGGAAAAACUAUUCAUUGAAAAAGAUCUAGAAACAAAAAACUUGCAGGAACGCUUACGUGACGCGGAAUCUAAUUUGAUAAUAGUAACUCGUAAUAGCGAUAUAAGUUUAAAUAAUUUAAAAAUUCAGUUGAAUGAAAAGUACAAGACAAUUCAAGAAAUAGAGCAGCAAAUGGUUAAUCUACAAAAAGUUUGUGCUAUUUGCUCGAAUGUAUAUUUUAUUGAAUCAAUAGAGAAGCAAAUUGUCUUAACAGCAGAAGUGACAGAAAGAAACGAAGUAGUAACGUCUCUGCAAAAGCAAGUAGCUAUGUUACAAGAGCAAUGUCGUUCUACAAACAUGCAAAUUCAUUUUAAAGAAGGCAUUAUUAAAGAAAUGCGAAGAAAAUUAAGACAAGCUAAGUUUCUAUAUUCUAACUUCUUUCCUUAUACUUGUAAUCGUUAUGACAAAGUUACUAUUGACAAUCAAGAAAUGGAAUCUUUUUAUAAAUUAUGUGAGAAAAUUAUGAUACCAAAAAUGAUGUAUACAUCUGCUGAGCACAAUAAUGAUUCGUUUUUGCAAACUUACAUUAACAAUAUUUUAAAUCAUAAUAAAUUAACAAAAGAUGAUGUUAAGAGGUCAAGGAAUCCUACAAAUCAACAGAAUCAAAUUUUAUUAUAUUUGAGUAAAGUAAAAUCAUUCAUGGAACAAGAAAAGGAAGACCUCUUUAAUUUAAAGAUAGAAUUGGAAAAAACUGUAGAAAACUUAUGCAGCAGAAAAGAUAAAGAAUACGAAACGAUUGAUAGUGAAAAUAAUGUGGAUAAUAUAAGGUAUAAAUUAGCUAAAAAUAUUGAAUAUGUGGACAAAAUACAUUUAAAAAAGGAGGAAUCAAUUGAAAUAAUUAAUUCUUUACUCCAAAUGGAAAAUAAUCAUCUUUUUCAUGUAGAAGAUCUUAAUUGCUUACCAAGCACGGACAUUAACCGACGGAAAUUAAUGGACAUAUUCAGAGCAUGUAUUGUUGAAGCACAACUUACUAUGGAAGAUAUGAAAGAUGAAAUAAAUAUAAUUGUUUCUUCAUUUAAAUGUAGACAUCAAAAGUAUGUUGAUUUGAAUAAAGAAGUUAUGAAUGUACAAAAUCAGUUAAUAAAAAGUCGGGGGAUAAUAGCAGAAGUAAUUAAUGAAUUACAAUUACAAGGAGAAGAAAGAAUAAGACACAAUGAUAGAAUUACUUCAAGAAAGAAUAAAUUAAAAGACAUAAAAAAUGAAAUAAAUCUGUCCCAAUCCCAAUUGUCAAUUUAUAUAAAUGAAAUGCAGACCAAUGAAAAUAUAUCUAGUUAUGCAGAAAAUGUAUCCAACUACGACCUAUUAUGUUCAGUAAUCGAAGAAAUAGAACAAACAUCAUCUAGUCUGCAAAUAUUUCAAGUUCAAGGAUGUUGCAUAGUAAAAGAGUUUGAAAAAAUGAAGAACCAAUUUUGUGAAGUAGAUUCAUCUACAAGGAAAUUACAAGAAAAAAUAGAUGAAGCAUUGACAGAACAUGACAUAGUAGAAUUGACACUUUCACAAAAAGAACAAAAAUUACAGAAGUUAGAAGAAGAAGUUGAUGUGAUUCAUUUAAAAGUAAAAAACGUGUUGGAAUCAUUUUUUUUUCCAAAAGAACAUGUAUCUGAUUAUAAUAUUAUGGAGGCUCAAUUAUAUACACAAAUUUUAAAUGAGAUACUGCAAACUAAACAAGCUGUAUAUAAAUUAAGGAAAGAAUAUGAUGAAUUAAAAUAUAAGUUGUCACAAUCAUCACUCCACCCUGAAUGUGAUAAGAAAACAUGUUCAUGGAAAUGUAGAGUAACUGACUUACAAGAUCAAGUUAAAAUACUACAACAUGAGGCAAAGUGCAAUGAAGAAGCAAACAAUUUUUUAAGAAAUAACAUUCAAUCAAUAGAAGAGGAACUGCAUAUAACACAAACAAAAGCAGAUAAUUAUAGACGAUCUCAUUCCAUAGAUAAUAUGAAAUUAAAGAAAAAGAUCAUAGAAUUAGAAAAUACCCUUAAAUUUCAAAAAGAAAUUGAAUGUACUCUUCAGCGGCAAUUGAAUGAUAGCGAAAUUGAAUUAAAAAGAUCUAAAGAAUUAUUAAAUUCUUCUCACAAUGAACAUAGCAUGGAAGAAACUUUGUUACGGUAUGGCUGUUAUCAGUUCAGAUAUGACACAAUGACUGCACCUCAGUUAUUUAAAAAACUGCAAAACACCAUAAAAUCAACAAAAACUGGCCUUCAAGAACUUAAAGCAGAAUUCAAAAAAUUGAUUUGUGAAGACUCAUCUAAUAGCUGUUCUUCUGCAAAGACAUUAAUGAAUUUACUAGAAAAAUUACAGAAGUAUGAAAAUGAAUUAGAUAAUUGUACCCAAGAAAUUGAAGAACUCAAGAAUACAUUGUAUUCUAAAGAUAAGCUUAUAGAAAAUAUGGAUGAAAUUAUUAAAAUCCAAAAGGAUUCCAUUGUAAUGACACAAGCUGAAUUAAAAGAACUUCACAAAAAAUUUCAAGAAAAGAUUGAUAAUCAAGAUCAAAUAAUUUCUCAAUAUGAAAAGGAAAAGAAAGAAUUAUUAGAACAGAACGAGCUUCAAGUUCAAACUAUUGGUCAUUUACAAAAUGCUGUAGUGGAAGCUAAAAAAUGUAUAGAUCAAAUGGGACAUAGAACAGUGAGUGAUAUGAAUGAACAAUGGCCUACAAUUUCAUCUGCAGUAUACAGUCAAAGAAACGUGCAUGAUGUUGAAAACAAUCGAACAGUUUGUAAUUUACAGUUUGAAGAAAAAAUUGAAGCUAUUCGUUUACUCACAGUGUAUGCAGAAGAAACUCAAAGUCAAUAUAAUGAAUGUUUUGCAGAGGCAGCUAAACAAGAUAAAUUGUUAGAGCUACAACGAGAUGCAAUACACAAUCUUCAACAAAAAAUUAGUAGUAUGGAAUACGAUAACAACACAGCUAUUACUUUCAUCCAUAUCACAUAUUAUUCAAUUUUAAAAACAAUACAGGAACAACUGGAAACUCGAGUAAAUGAAAUUGAAGCUUUAAAAAAUGAGAGAGAUACUUUAAUACAAUCAAAAUGUUACUUGGAAAGUAAAUAUUUGAACACAAAAAUGUUAUGGCAAGAAGCAGAAGGAAAAUUGCUGGAAUUAAGGAAAGAAACGUUGAAGAUUGAACAUAAAACAAAGAUUACUGAAGAUAAAGGAUGUCAAUAUAAAAUAGAAGUUAAAGACAAAAACUGCACUACUCAAGAUAUAUUUGAUUGGAGUGACUUAACAUAUAAUAAUACGGAACAAUGUAAAAAUUUAUCACAUGAACAUGACUUGCAAUCAGAAAUUGGAAUUUUAAUUGGAGAAAACGAAGAUAUGAAAAGACAAUUACAAAAAUAUAAAUUGGAUUUUGACAUCAUUGACAAAGAACUGAAAACAGAAAAAGAAAGUGGUACUUAUGUUCAACAAAUUUCAUUUGAAUUACAAAAAUUAAGAGAUACAGAGUGCUGUCUACAAUAUGAAAAUGAACAACUUAAAUGUGAUUUAAAAAAGCAAACUAUCGAAAUAGAGGACUUGUUAGAAAAGUUACAGUUAUCUCAGGAAAAUAACACAAAAUUUGAGAAAUUGUUAAAGAAAUUAGAGGAUAGGCAGAUACAGAUUAAUGAUUUAUGCAGUCAGAUUGUGAAUAAUGAAAUUGUUAUAAAAAAACAAACAGAAAUCAUUGAAGAACUUGAAAAAAAGUUAGAUAUAAAAAAUAAACAAAUUAAUGCAUAUUUAUCUGAAUUAAAUGAAGCAGAAGAAGAGAUGUCAACUUUACAUGAAAGGAUACAAUCUUUGAAAACAAUGUUAAAGGAAAAAUCAGAUGAUAUGGCUAAAUUGCAGGCAGAUUAUGAAGUGAUGAAAAAUGAGAAUUCUAUAUUGAAGAUGGAGAAUAGCAAUUUUGAGGAUAAAACAAAAGAAGAUAUUUGCCAAUUAAAAGCUAUAUUGAAAGAUCUUCAAAUGCAAUUAUGCUUCACUGAAGAUAACUAUUGCAGAGUCACUAAAGAUUUUAAUAGAACACAAGAACAAUUAAUCAAGAUAACAAAACGAGAAGCUGAUUUACAAGAAUGUUUAACAAAUAUGGAAAUGGAUUAUUGCCUAAAACUAUCAACUAUAGAGAAAGAGAAAACUAUACUUGGAGACUGCUUGGAUAAACUUAAAGAUGAAUUAGAAGAAAUUCAAAGAAACUAUUCAUCAAAAAAUAGUGAACAUUGCAAACUGCAAGAUAUUUGUAAGUCUUAUGCGGAACAAUUACAUAUUUUACAACAACAGAUUGAGGGAGAAAAAGAGAAAAUUAAGCAAAUGGAAGAAUCAAAUCAUUGUAUAGUGCAGCAGUUACAGGAAUACAAGGAACAAAAUUGUAAUCUUAUUAAGGAAAAAUCGAUAAUAGAACAAAAUAAUUGUGAAAUCAUUUCAGAGUUGCAAGAGACACACAAAUCCUUGUUAGAUUUAAAAAAAGAGUGUCAGCUAAAAAAUAAAUCAUUGGCAUGCAUAUCAGCAGAAUUAACAGAAACGGCAAUGAGUAGAUCGGAACUUUGUAAUCAGUCGCAAUAUGUCGUUUCUUGUAUACGUGUUUGGAUGGAAGAACAACGAGAAUAUGUAAACAAACUUAGUACGAAAUUGAAAUCCCAACAACAGGAAUUAGUACAACUUGAAUUUGAAAAGAGAGUAUUAGUAGAUGAAACAAGGAGAUUAAAACAUAUGAAUCAUGCACUAAUACAAAGACUAAAGCGGAUACAUAGACAUGGUGGGAGGAAUGUUAGAAAUGUUUGUGCAGGAUGUCAAAUAUUACCAAAAAAUAUUGAUAUACAUCUUCCUACAAGCUCCAAAUCACAGAAGAAACUAAAUCUUACAAGGACAGCACAGCGCAUGUCAGUGUGUAGUAACGGUUCGUGGUUCCCUAAAAUGAAAUAUUUAGUAAACGAGUUACGAAAAAAUAAUGUAGAAUGUAGUGAAAACUGUUUUAACAGGAUGAAUACAGAUCUAGGGGCAGAAGAAAACCACGAUUGCGGUUACCAAUCAUCUACCAGUAAAUGAACAUAUAUAGAAAGUUAUGACUACUAAAAAUGAACUAAUCAUACUUCUUAACGGACAUAUAAACAAAUUGUUAAUUCAUCAGACUUUUUUAUAUUAUUUACUAUGUAAUAGAAGUUCUUCAUAUUUAUAUGCGUGAGUCAAUUUAAAAAUAUAAACUUACAGCUAGUAAAUAAUUCACUUGUCAAUGUGUACUUUCUUUAUUAAUCUUUCAUAAUUGAAUCUUCUGGAGUACGUAAUUUUAGAGUAAAAUGAUACUUUGUAUGACACAGAAUAUGCAGCAAAACAAGAUUUUUUAUGUAUGCUUUGUGAAAUAAUUUAAGUAAAAACUUGCACUCGUUUAUAGUAAAUACUUCCAGACUGUUUGGAGGAUACUAAAAAUUACAUAUUACAGACUUUUACAAACUUUUGCUCAUCUCUAAAGAUCUAUCAUUAUAUGCUAUAUAUAUAAUCUGAUAGAGAAAUAUACAAACCAAAACAACAUGUAGUAAAAUGCUUUUAUAAAAAAACUGGUGGACUUUUUGAGCUGUCCACCAUGGAUAAGAAAGAAAAAAUAAAUGUGUUAAAUACACGAUCCCCAAACAUGCAGAAAUACCUUUUUCAGUGAAUAAUUUUAGCCUAAAAUACAAGUUCAUAAAUAUUCAUUUAGAUAUGGAUUAAGAUUAACUUUUUAAAAUUGUAUUAUAUAUCAAUUACAAAUUUUAAAGAGAAAACAUUUUUUAUAAAUUCAACAUACUCAAAUACCUAGUAAGCUUGAAGAAUUCCCAUAAUAUAUUUAUAAAAACAGUAUUACUUUUCCCUGUAGUCUCAUUUAACAAUUUAUUUUCUGCAAAAGAAAACUGAUAUUAUUUUGUUUUACACAUAUAAUUGCUAUUUAUCAAAGUAACAUUUAUAUUUAUUUACCAAAAAAAGAACAUAUCAGACGCUUGUUUUCUUGAUGCUUUUUAAGAUAAAUUAUAUCCUCUUCUGUAAAAUAUUUCCAAAUACAUAAACUUGGCUGCGGUGAAUCAACAUAUUUACUAUGAAGAGGAUUUUUUGAAUAAACCCACGGUCCGCACAAAUCGUCAUAAUCUACAUUUGAUUCGAUUUGAAUGUCCGACUGGAUUCUCUGUAAAGUUACUUGAAUUUUCGGUAUUAUACGUUCUGACAAAGUUGACCACUUAACAUUUAUAAUUGAUUUCGACUGGUCUUUUUGACCGUUGGUUUCUGUACGAUCUUCUGUUAUGAAUUGAUAUGACAUUAUCAAAUAUUAUUUCUACCGCAGAACAAGGUAUGUAUAUUUAAAAAUCAGAUACAUAUAAUAGUUAAAUUAUGAACAUUUAAAUUGAUAGAGAAAAUCAGAUUUGAUAAAUCGAAUACAAACUAACGGUUUGUGUUGAUCGUGUUUUCUUUCACUAUAUAUAUACUAAUAUUAACAUAUCCUAAGCAUAAAAUAUUAUAUACAUUAUAUAGAAUAAUACAUAUAAAUGUUAAUAAGCCUACAAUUUCAUGUAUUAUCUUUUAAUAUUGUUAAAAUAAUUUAUGUAAAUCAAUGCAAACGCCAUUAAGAAUCAUAUACAUUUUCAACCACAGAAUAUCAAUAACAUAGAAAUUUAAUAGAGAAUAAUUUUUAAAAUCGUAAUUAUAUUUACUACGAUGCGUUAGUGUGAUUAUAAAAUGUCAAUAUAUGUGCUUAUUAAGUGUAUGUAUAUACGAUAUAUAUAUAUGUAUCAUAUCGGGAAUAUAUAUAUAUAUCGUGUGAGGGUUUAUAUACACAAUAUAUAUAUAUUGCACUAUUUAAAGCUACAAACAUAAAAUAAAAUAUUACAUUUUUCGCUCUUUUAAUUGUAUAAAGGCGAUUAUAAAAUGCAUAAAUUAUUUUGCUUAAAGAUACAAUAUUUUGAUAAAAAUUUUAAUAAUUUUUAUAUGUAAUUAAUACAAAAUUUACAGCAUAUUUACUUUACAUUUCAAAAGACAAAAUAAAUAAAAACUUAAAUUUCUUCAAAUAUCAAUAUACACUUUCGAAAUGUACAAAAAAUUAACAUAUCUGUCAAACACUGCAUAAUAAUGAACAAAGUGUAUAUUCGUGUAAAUAUAAAUAUUUCUUCAUUUUGUUUAAAGCUAAAAAAUUUGAUAAUGAUUUUUACAUAAAUACCAGAUUUUGUUUUGAUUAUCUAACAUCCCAGUUUUAGAAUUGAAAUUCGUUUUUCUUUUUUUUGUUUUUUACAUGAUGGUACUUGAUAAUGUUUAUUUAGACGAAAUUUUGAAAAUGAUUUAAAUUCAAUAAAAUGUGUAUUGCUAUUGGUAGUUAAAGUUUUAUAAUUUACAAUGUGGAUUAUUUAUUGAACUAAUUCCUGCUUAACAUGUAAAAUUAAACAUGAAGUAUGAAAAACUAUUAUAUAAUAUGAAAUUUUAGAAAAACAGAUAGCUUUUAACAUGAUAAAAACGCUAACCUAAUUAGAUGAAGCAAUUGCCUUUCAAUUUACUAUGAUUUUAUACAAAAUUCGCUCUAUUCUAUCGUAAUUGCAGACUCAUUUAUGUGA
This is a messenger RNA of Bombus huntii, 8701 nucleotides long. RefSeq names its product putative autophagy-related protein 11. NCBI's taxonomy places the organism in Eukaryota, Metazoa, Arthropoda, Insecta, Hymenoptera, Apidae. The transcript has 43 exons. The record is from RefSeq and is a predicted model, not a curated record. Bases 216 to 6182 code for a protein of 1988 amino acids.